Messenger RNA from Scatophagus argus, 8865 nucleotides. RefSeq names its product microtubule-associated protein 1Aa (gene map1aa). The coding region runs from base 38 to 7963 and encodes 2641 amino acids. Gene Ontology annotation, biological process: microtubule cytoskeleton organization; axonogenesis; regulation of microtubule depolymerization. The record is from RefSeq and is a predicted model, not a curated record. Lineage: Eukaryota; Metazoa; Chordata; Actinopteri; Scatophagidae. The transcript is spliced from 7 exons. Gene Ontology annotation, molecular function: actin binding; microtubule binding. Gene Ontology annotation, cellular component: cytosol; microtubule; dendrite.
CACACCCACCGGCCCUCCCAGCUCAUCCUGCACUGUCAUGGUGCCUGCUCCGGAUGCAGUUGUCAUGGAGAUGGAAAAGGGCUCAGCGUCCGCUAGCGGCACUGUUACCAUGGAAAUGUCGGCUGCUGCCUCAGCGCAGCGAGCGGAGCCGCAGGAGUCUGUUCAGCACCAUGGACAGCACGCCGCCGGAGCCGCGUUCCAGCACAGAAAGUACCGCAUGCUGAUUGUGAUCGGAGAGGUUUCCACCAGCCACCACCUCGACGCUGCCAGGAAACAGAUCACACACGGUUUGCGCUCCUGGAACGUUGAUCUGUCCGUUUGCGACCUGAACAAGGAGGUGCAGCUGUUUGAGACCAGACACACUGCACAGUUUUCCUCACAGGUCAAAGGCCAGCGGAUUCUGCAGUAUCAGAGUGAUGUCCUUGACACAGUGGUGUUGGUGAACCCAUCAGAGGAGAGCACAGCCUCAGAGAUUCGCUCUCUGCUCACUGACUUAUCUGGGAAUAAAUUGCUGAUACUGAGUGGCCAGAGCUCUGAACAGGGAGGUGACAUCCUACUGCAAGGUGGAGCCUUCACUGGGCAACACUUCUGCAACAUCAUUUCCAGCCCUCAAGUGAUUGAACUCCUGUCCAGGGCCUCCUCAGUGCAGCCGCCCAGGCUUACUGUUUCCUGUCAGGGAGACGGGGGCUGGAGCUCCUUGGGCCAAAGCCAGGAGCAGCAGUCGCUCCAGAAUCUUCUGGAAUACCGUUUGAACCCCGAACCCCACCUCCCAGACAUGGACGGAGUCACAGAGUUCACCGACUAUGUCUCAGAGACAGUGGAUGUGCCAUCAUCCUUCGACCUUCUGGAGCCCCCAACGUCUGGAGGUUUUCUGAAGCUGUCCAAACCCUGCUGCUACAUCUUCCCUGGAGGCAGGGGAGACUCUGCUCUGUUUGCCGUCAAUGGGUUCAACAUCCUAGUGGAUGGGGGAUCUGAUCGGAAGUCUUGCUUCUGGAAGCUGGUUCGCCACCUUGACAGGAUCGACUCUGUUCUGCUCACCCAUAUUGGUGCAGACAACCUCCCCGGCAUCAAUGGGUUGUUCCAGAGAAAGAUUGCAGAGCAAAAAGAGGAGCGUAACCAAGGUUCUGGCUCGAGCAGCAAUGGUGACUGGAUGAAGAACUUGAUCUCUCCUGAGAUCGGGAUCGUGUUUUUCAACGUCCCAGAGAAGCUUCGGAUGCCCGAGUCCACACUGAAAGUGAAGCGAAGCAUUGAGGAAGCAUCUCUUACAUUGCAGUACCUCAACAAGCUUGGCAUCACACCAGAGCCUCUUCACAGGGUAGUCAGCAACACUAUUGAACCUAUCACACUCUUUCACAAACUUGGUGUGGGGAAGUUAGAUAUGUACAUCUUAAACCCUGUAAAAGAGAGCAAAGAGAUGCAGUUUCUCAUGCAGAAAUGGGCUGGAAACAGCAAAGCCAAGACAGGUAUUAUGAUGCCUAAUGGAAAAGAAGGAGAAAUAUCUGUCCCCUACUUGACAUCAGUUACUGCUCUCAUUGUUUGGAUUCCUCACCGUCCAACAGAAAAGAUAGUCAGGGUGCUCUUCCCUGGAAAUGCACCGCAGAACAAAAUCUUCGAGGGCCUUGAGAAGCUGAAACACCUGGACUUCUUGCGAUACCCAGUGGCUACGCAGAAAGACAUAUCAUCUGGUGCACCUCCGCCCAUCAUCAAACAAACUAAAAUGAGAUCAAGGACGGACAGCAAAGAGAGUCUCAAAUCCUCACCCAAACCACACUCUAAAUCAACAAAGAAAGACGCUGGUGGACAGGAGGAAGAGCUGAAGAGUGACAUCAUUAAAGAGAAUAAAGCAGAAAAGAAAGAGGAGAAGAAACUUAAAACUGACAGUCUAAAAGCCACCAAACAACAGAAAAACAGUGAGGCGGCCCCUGCAGCAGAGAAAAAGUCAGAGAAAAAGAAAAUAUCCAAGGAAAAAACUGCCAAGCAGGAGAAAGCAUCCAAGAUGGAUGAAAAGAAAGACAAGGAGAAAAGAGACAUUAAGAAAGAGAAACGUGAAGUAAAGAAAGAUGAAAAUAUAAGAAAAGAAGAGAAAAAAGAAAGUAAAGCCAAGGAGGAUAAAAAGAAGGACCAAAGUAAACCAGAGCUGAGAAAAAUCACUAAACCUGAUCUGAAGCCGCUCACCCCUGAAGUGAGAAAAACUCUGCAUAAAGCUAAGACUCAGGCUAAGCCCAAGACAGACAAGAAUAAAGCAGUUAAAGAGGAAGCAAAUGAGAAAAAGCCAGUCCCAAAGAACAUCCCUGAAGAGGUUGCAGCAGCAGCUCUGGCUGACAGGUCCAUAGUCUCCUCCCCAGAGGACCUCACUGAGGACUUUGAGGCUCUGAAGCAAGAAGAGCUGAAGACUGUGCCUAUCCAGAAUGAUGUAAUAUCUGGGCAUUCAUUGCACGCAGACCCUAAAGUUUCUCCCCUGGUUUUCUCUGAUGAGAAAGUCACCUCUGCAGCCACGGAGAUAAAAUGUGCUUCCCCAAAAUCCCCUGUCAAACAGGUGGAAGACAACAAAGACAAGGGCACAUCAGAACUGGUUGCAACCACUCAAAACAUGGAAGCAAGUGAUGGCUUUGACAAGAAGUAUGAAGAGGAGAAAAUGGAGAAAUAUGACAAAUACCCUGUAAAAGACGACACAAAAGACAGUUCAAAGAAGAGUGACAGCUCAGAGGAGGAGGGGGAUGUAAUUGAAAAAGCUGAACUUGAAGGAACAGAAGAUGAUGAAGUCCUGAAAUACAAAACAGAGGAGGCGAAAAAGGAAAAAACUGGAAAGGAGUGGGACACCAAGCCAACUGAACAAAAACCCUCAUCAAUCGCAGUCCUGUCUGGGCAAGUAGCAGCCACCGCCUCAGAGCAAUUCUCCUUCAUCCAAGACGAGACCAUCCCUGGGUACUCCGAGACUGAGCAAACCAUCUCUGAUGAGGAGAUCCACGAGGAAACAGAAGAUAGGAUCCCACAGCUGCGCUAUGACGUUGGCUCCUAUGACAUCUCUGUCCCUGACGUACCUGGUACAUUUGACUCCAUGCACGGUAUAAAAGAGAUGAAGAGCUCUGCCGUGUCUGAUGUUGCAGAUGUCAAACCCAAAGCCUUCAUGGGAGUUCACGAGCCUGAGCUUGCUCCUUACCCUGCCAUCAUUGCCGCUCCCCUUGCAGAAGAGGAGCACAUCUCCUCAGCAACAUCCAUCACAGAAUAUGACAAACUGUCGUCCUUUGCCACAUCUGUGGCUGAGGAUCAGUCGAUAACCUCUGUGACAGCACCUCAGACUGAGGAAGCUGGGAGGAACUCUCUCCUGCUUGACCCCAUCAACAGUAUCCCGUCCCGCGCUGAUGCCGUCCAUGGGAAAGACUAUCUUCACUCGGCGGGAACCAUCUCGCCCACCUCCUCUCUGGAGGACGACAAGUGCUUUAAGUCUCCAUCUUCUGAUGAGUAUCAGCCAAACAUUCCUGAGAUGGAGGGUGAUGAAAAGAUCAAACCGGUUCAUGAAGAGGAAGACGAAGAGGAAGAAGAGGACGAGGACCAAACUCCGAAUGUCGACAUCCCUCUGGGUAAACUCCAAGAGGGCUAUGAACAGGCAGCCUCCAUGAUGCUCCAGGAGAAGGAGAAAUCUCCCUCAGCCGCUUUCUCUCCUCCUGCUGUCUCUGCUAGUCUGUACUCUCCCACACAGUUCGUCAAAGAAAACCAGGCUCUGUUCAGCACAGAGGGAUUUAAGCCUGGUGCCGAUAUGAAGCCUGUUUCACCCCCUCCAUCUUUCUCCCCCGGGUUAGAGUCCCAUUCCAGGCAGGAGAGCGAGGAAAGAUGUAUAAGUCCAGAUGACAGCACCAUGAAACUGGCCUCACCCACACAGUCUGUGCCUACAAGCAGCGGCUACUCUCCAACGGAAGAGAAACCCUUUAAGACGGAUGACAAAGACGAGGUAGUGACCGAUACUAAAGCUGACUCUCAGAAAACAGAUAAAUCAGUCACUAUCUCAGACAAUACCUCCUUUAUUGGUGUGCGAGGUGACAAGAUAACAUCUGAAGAGUCUGAAGAAUCCACUGAAAACAGUGAGGAUGAAGAUGGAUGUUAUGUCAAAAAGGAUCUACAGCCUACUGUUAAGGCCAAGCUUAUGGAGGCAAAAGAGGGGUGCUUCUUGGAUGACGACUACACCUUCGGGUCCAAAUCUGCAAAGACAGAAACAGAAUUGAAGGGCGCGGACAAGACACAGGUGUCUUUUAGCACAGACGAGAAACCAAAACCUCAAGUGAUGUACUCAGAUGAAGAUGACUAUGAAAGAGAUGAUGAUUUCCCAAGUGGGGUAAUGUCUAAACCCUCAACAGACCAAAGCAAAAUAGACUUAGAAAGUAAAAGCGCAGACAAAACAGAAAUCACUUUUAAAGAGCCUGAGAAAAGUGUUCAUUUCAGUCUCUAUGAGUUCCCAGAGAAGGAAAGCAAAGAAAAGGCCAUAUAUAUAAGACAAGACACGCCCUAUGUGCAUGGCAAAACAUUCUCUUACAGUGACGUUUAUGACAGUAAAACAAGCUCAGUGGACUCCGAUUCAUAUCGCCAGGAGUCCUUAGAUAAGACAGAGAAGGACACUGCAAAGGGUGACGUGAACAUUGCGAAGGACAAAGUGGAUUUGCAAAAACAAGAGCCCCCAUCUCUGGUAACAGAUAAGAUGUCAGAGGAGGAGGGAUUUGCUGUCUCUUAUGGAAAAGAGUCCUCCACUUCAUCAUGCCUUGACUCCAAGAGCGCCUCUGUGAUUGCUCCAUUUGAAGAAGUAGUUAAAGGAAAGGAGACAUUCGAGUACAGCACCGGCAGCCAGUUGCCUUCGGUGGCUGACAGACCUGAGGCCUCAUCCACUUCUUCAUCAUCAGAAAAAGACCCGUUUAAAAGCCUGACAGACGGUACAAAGCCCCAGACCUCAGCGACAGCAUUUGAUGCAGACAAACCUGUUGCCCCAGGCUACAGUGAGAAAGGAGCAUGUUUGGAGGUUGAUAUGAGAAAACUAACAGCAAGGGAUGAGGAGGACUAUGAUGAUGAUGAAGUUGUGGAUGAAGAUGAUGACGAGGAGGAAGAUGAAGAGGAGGAGGAAGAGGACGAGGAAACUUGUGCUGCUGAUUUUGAUAUGGAGAAAGGUGCCAAAGAGAAGUCUGAGAAGGAAGUAAAAAGUCCUCUCAGUGAAAUGCUUGGUUCAAAUAGGCCUGAAUUUAUGGUUUCUAUGGCUGGAUACGGCUUUAACAGUCAGGGGAAGCCAAGCGUGAAAGAAAGCUGUUCUAGUUCACUCACAAAGGCUGAUGACGAGACGAAGACAGACUCCUCAUCCUUCAGUGGAAAGCCAGUGGAUGUAGGGGCUACGGGUUUCUCUAGCUACUCCUCAGGGUUUGAGUACUCAUAUGGAAGUGGUGAGAAAGAAUCAUUUUUAUCAAGUCAGAUCCCUGACAAAGGUAAAGAGGAUUUCACUUUGAAAUCAACAGAAGAAAGUUAUUACCAGGAUGACAGGGCUGAUCCUGAUUUUGAGAAACAGAAAACACCAGAUCUUCUGAGCAAGACAUCACUGGACACAAGUUUUCAGUACGCGACCACCGCUGCCCCUGGGUACUCCUCCUCUUCAGCCUACAGCUACUCCUCCUCCACCUCGGGCUCCCUCUCCACCAGCCGUCAGUUUGGAGAAGAGCUGGAGACACCUGCCGAGCCUCUCUUUGAGUACUCCUCCUUUAAAGAUGAACACUCACUGGUCAUGGACUCUCCCUUCUCCAGCUCUACUGCUGCUAAGGAGGACUACCUGGAAGUGUCUGAAAAACACAUCACCGCUACAACCACAGCUGAGUCCACCUCCAGUUUAGCCCGCUUCUCACCCCUCAGCCCAUUCGAGGAGGUCAAAUCCUUCCCCUCGCUCGCCUCUACUGAGGACAGGAAGGAGCAUACGACUUCUUUAGGUGGAGUUAUGGACAAAGGCCCUCAAUCAGACUGCUUCUAUAAACCUGAAUGGUCUGAGGGAUCCAAGCUGGGCACAGCUGUUGGGUUUGGGGCCUCAGCAGGACUGUUCUCUCAUCCUGCAGACCUCACCAAGGACAAAGAGGCAGCCAGCGCAGCUCUGUUUGGUGUCACUUCUUCACCACGCCCAGACAUAGAAGGCAAGCAUUACUUUGAGGAGACUGACAGUAGUGAAGAAGAGGAUGAGGAGGCUUACAUGCGUGAGAUGACUCGGAGGUCGCCUUCCAGUGGUCUGGUUAGUGGCCUCUCAUUUUCUGACAAGCCUGUUGCUCCAGCUGCCAGUGAAAAGAUGGGUGGUGCACUCCCUGAUGUUCUUGGCUCCUACAUGCCCUCACCUCUCCAGGUCAGCAAGCCAGACACAGCCAAUGGUCCCACGGAGGUCAGCUCAAGCUCCACUGUCCUCGCGGGAGCAGCAGCCAGUGGUGUAUCUUCAUGCCCACCCAAGGUGGAGCCCAGAGAAGGAGCAGCAGGAUACAGGAGUUCUUAUGAGUGGGAGAUGUCAAAGCCUCAGAUGGGUAUGGUACCAGGAGACUCCCCUCCCCAUUACCGUCAUGAUGAUGAGUUUGAGGAGGAGUGCGAGAUGGAGCCAGAGCACCCUGCCCGCCCGCUUUCACUCUCUUCAACCGAUCAACCAUUUCACUCACCAUUCUACGCCGAGGAGUGCAGCCGAGGAGGGCAGGAUGACGACGAUGACAGCGAUCAGGACUUGGCCCGUGAUAUGGCCAUGGGAGCCACCUCUUCUUAUACCAGCCGCACCUCUCCUGGAUAUUCCUCCUCCGAAUGCAGACAGCGCAAAGAGGACCUCUCACCUUCCUUCAUCAACCCGUGCAUGGGGCAGUUAUCUAGUGAAGAGGAUGAAGAGGAGCAAGGGUGCAGGAGUGACCAAUCACAGGACGAUGAGCGUGAUCUGUCAGUCAAGAGGAGGGCUCAUAAACAGGCCCAUCACCACCAGUCCCACAGCCGGGACAGCAGCUCUCUGCACCAAGCCGGCGGCAUGUCGGCAGGGCUGGGUCUGGCCACAGAGGACACCCCGCCCACCUCUGUCAGUGAAUCUUUAGCCUCUCAGUCAGACUCUGAUGUGCCUCCGGGCACUGAAGAAUACCCCUCAGUCACUGGAGAGGGCAACUUGGACUCAGAUGAGGAUGCAGACUACAUGCCUGUUGAUAAAUUAUCUGCUGCUGGAGGAGGCAGCCAUCAUUCCACGAGGAGGAGCCACGACCCUCUUCCUGCUCCCCUCAUGGAUCCCCAUCCUCACCCCCCACGCCCAGACGUUUGCAUGGUGGACCCUGAGUCUUUGGAUAAUGGUUCAGUUAAGAAAGAACCAAAGGCCAAGAGCUUAAAGAAAGCUUCGGGAAAAACCAAAUCAUCAUCCCCAGCCAGACGCAAGAGGUCUCCCAUGCCUCUCAAACAGACGCCGUCUCCUCGCAGUGCCUCACUGAAGAAGAAAGAGGCAGACAAAAGCUCACGUAUGUCUCGCCUGUCAGAUGGACAGGGCUCCAAGGACGAUGACCUCUCCAGGUCAAGUUACAACCCUGGGAAGAGCCUGACUAACGGUGUCAAGAGCAGUUCAGGUUCCCAGAAGUCUGGCUCUGCAGCUGCUCCUGGCCUUCCUAUUUAUGUGGACUUAGCCUACAUUCCCAACCACUGCAGUGCCAAGAAUGUGGACCAGGAGUUCUUUAAACGCAUUCGCUCUGCAUACUACGUGGUGAGCGGUAACGACGCAGCAAGUGGCGAACCGAGCCGAGGUGUCCUUGACGCACUGUUGGAUGGGAAAGCUCAGUGGGGAUCAAACCUACAGGUGACCCUGAUCCCCACCCACGACACGGAGGUGACCCGUGACUGGUACCAGCAGACACAUGAGAAGCAGCAGGAGCUCAACAUCAUGGUCCUGGCCUCCAGCAGCACCGUCGUCAUGCAGGAUGAGUCUUUCCCCGCCUGCAAGAUCGAGUUUUAAGAUCCUCGUUUUCCUCCUCCUCCUCCUCCUCCUCCUCUUUAAUUGCUCUUCUCUAUAACCUGAUAUGUAAAUCUGUCUUUGCUUUGGGCACUUGACCAGAAGCAGAAACAGAUCUGCACAACUGUCUGUUUUUCUCUAGGUUUUUAUUCAUUUCUAACCUUGUUGUGGCUCUCACCGUUUGUAUUACAAAGGUAGUUUUCUGUCAGCUGUGUCCUCCACUACAUUGGCACUCAGUCCUGUGACAGGGAUAGCACAGUUUUUUCUGCUCCUUCACUCGAUGUUUUCCAAAACCUUUGAGACAAUGCAGUCUUUGUGCAUUAACAGAGAAAAAUCGUCUAAAUUUGUUCGCUUGCUUGUCUUCUAAUUGGCCGAAAUCAAAGCACAAGUUUGCGCACCUUCAAGCCAGCAACAAUCUACAAACGUAUUUUAGUGAAUCCCAGACAUCAGACCUUUCACAACACACGUGAUCAAUUUAGAGAAUCAUCAUCACAGGCUGCCAAUUGUGAUCAGUUUCUUCUACUUUCUCUUUCUGUCUGUCUUCUAAAACAAUGACAGUCCCAGCGUUGAACUUUGUUCUUCCUACUGACAUAGUGACAUAGAAAAUAUUGAAGUAGACCCCAGAGGUCCUUUCUGUAUGUCAUCUGAGUAUAUUUGCUGUAGCUUAGGGACGUCCAUACUCCAAAAUCCGUCUUGUAGUGAAUUAUGAUAUUUCUACGGUUAUCUCAAAGUGAAAAUCAGUCGUUGCAGUAAGAAUUUCUCAGUGGCUGUUACUUCUGACAGUGAAUAAGUUUCUGUAUAAUUGUUUCUGUAGUCUUCGAUGUGUUUUUUCAGCGUGUUUCCAGUUAACAUAUCGUUGCAGAGGAUGGUGGAGGCAACUGAAGGCAGAGGCGCUGAUAACGUCA